Messenger RNA from Apus apus (common swift), 1825 nucleotides. RefSeq names its product enoyl-CoA delta isomerase 2 (gene ECI2). NCBI's taxonomy places the organism in Eukaryota, Metazoa, Chordata, Aves, Apodiformes, Apodidae. Gene Ontology annotation, molecular function: fatty-acyl-CoA binding. The record is from RefSeq and is a predicted model, not a curated record. The transcript is spliced from 12 exons. Bases 343 to 1440 code for a protein of 365 amino acids.
UACUAACGUUUAAAAGAAAACCUUUAUUAAGUAAAUGGAAGAUGGAAUUCAGAGUGUACCACUUGGGAACUACCAAGUGAAUGAUCUUGCAGGAGUGCACAGGCAUUUGUCAUGGACUCUGGCUUCUCUGCCAAGUUGUGACUCCUCUUACUUCUCUCUUUCUGGUGGAAACUGGCUUUUUACCCAGCUGGGGGAGGUUGCUGGGCCCUCACCACUCUUCCAUGGGACCUGGUACAACAAAGACUCAUUUUCUUCUUCCUGUAAAUGUGAUUUGAAGACAUGCUUGGGGAUAGGACCUGAAAGCAAGCACAAGCUGUUUGCAUUCCAGCAACUCACCUGCACAUGACUGCAGCCACCAUGCAAGUCAGCCAGAAAGACUUUGAAAAGGCUCAAGAACAGCUGAAGCUUUUGAAAAAGGAUCCUGGGAAUGAAACUAAGUUGAAGCUCUAUGCUUUGUUUAAACAGGCUACUGAAGGUCCCUGCAAUUCUCCAAAACCAGGUAUGCUGGACUUUGUCAAGAAAGCCAAGUGGGAUGCAUGGAAUUCUCUUGGCAGUUUGUCUCAGGAUAAUGCCAGACAGAAAUACAUUGAACUUGUCUCAAGUCUAGUCUCUGCAGAGUCUGCUGACCAGAAGAAAGAUGCUUCUCCAGAAGAGGGCAGACAUGGUGGCUAUGAAACAAUAAUAGUUACCACUAAAAACAAGAUCACAAAAAUAAUGUUUAACCGACCUGAUAAGAAAAAUGCCAUCAACCGUAAGAUGUACAGAGAAAUUAUCCAAGCACUUGAAGAAGCUGGAAAAGAUGAUUCAACCAUAGCUGUUAUUACUGGAAAUGGAGAGUACUAUAGUAGUGGAAAUGAUCUGAGCAAUUUUACUGAUAUCCAACCCAAUCAAAUGGAGGAGAUGGCAAAAGAUGGAGCGGUGUUACUCAAAGAGUUUGUCGGUCACUUUAUUGAUUUUCCUAAACCACUGAUUGCAGUGGUAAAUGGCCCAGCUAUUGGAAUCUGUGUAACUGUCCUUGCGUUGUGUGAUGUUGUCUAUGCUUCUGACAGGGCUACAUUUCACAGCCCAUUUAGUCAACUUGGACAGAGCCCAGAAGGAUGUUCCUCUUACCUGUUUCCAAAAAUCAUGGGCUUAGCCAAGGCAAGUGAAAUUUUGCUGUUCAAUAAAAAGCUGACUGCAGCAGAAGCCUGUGCCCAGGGAUUAGUGACUGAAGUCUUCCCUGAAAGAAGUUUUCAGAAGGAAGUUUGGGCAAGAUUAGAAGCUUAUGCAAGCCUCCCAAAAAAUUCCUUGGCAUUGUCAAAGCAACUGUUACGAAGUGCAGAAAAGGAGAAGCUCCAUGCAGUCAACAGUAAAGAGUGUGAAGUCCUUCAGGAGAGGUGGUUAUCUGAUGAAUGUGUAAAUGCUAUUGUCAGCUUCUUUCAGAGAAAGUCAAAACUCUAAUUUUCUCUAGCAAAAUAAUUCACCUUCUGGCUUAAUCUACACUUAUCUUUAAUAAACUUUCUCUUCAAAUAAUUCUUAUACCUUUUGAUGUGGUAUAUUUCUCUUCUGAGUACCUGGGUAAAACAGUUUCAUAAAAUUACUACCAUGUUAUGUGCCUUGGAUCCGUUAUGGAUAUUUAGGUUGGGGAAAAAAGGUUCAUUAUUCUGUAGGCAGCAGCAAUAUUUCUGAACAAUACUAAAGCAGAUUGUCUUUCAAAAGAAGCCAUAGAUCCAGUAUCACCAUACUUUGGUAGCUCUUCAAUAAAUGUCUUAUGAGUCUUACUCUUUUUAUUAAUCUGUGGAGAAGGAAAUACUGUAUUAAUGAAAAAAUAAAUAGAAGUAUUUAA